Pangasianodon hypophthalmus (striped catfish) is the source of this 511-nucleotide messenger RNA. RefSeq names its product ASNSD1 upstream open reading frame protein. The coding region runs from base 103 to 330 and encodes 75 amino acids. Lineage: Eukaryota; Metazoa; Chordata; Actinopteri; Siluriformes; Pangasiidae. The record is from RefSeq and is a predicted model, not a curated record. The transcript has 4 exons.
CGGUUAGGGAAAAAAAUACAUGAAUAACGCCGGUUGUUAAGACUUCCGCUUGUACAUUUCCGGCAAUGCUUUCCUAAAUAUUUUGUAAAAGAUUACACAAAAAUGUCUACUAAUCUUGUUCAAGAAGAGCGCGCUACCAAAGAAGAACUAAAUAAGCAGAUCAAGGAACAGAAGAUUGUGAUUGAUGAACUGUCAAAUCUGAGGAAAAACAGGAAAGUCUUUGUCCAGCAGCCGAAUAGCAACAUCUUCUUCCUCGCAGACAAAGGAGAGACGUUGAGCACCUGCAAGAAGAGUCUGGACAAAAUGAAGAAAGAAUACCAGGACAUGUAGAGGACGAGUGCGUGUGGGGAAAAUGUGUGGGAUCUGCUGUGUAGUGAGUUUGACCUCAUCUCAGUGUAAGCUUCAUGAUCAUGUCUAUGAAAGGCUGCGUCACCGAGGACCCGAUCACAGCCGGGACGUCAUAAAAAGGGCCUCGAAUCCAGAGUACAGUUGCCUUUUCUCUGCUCACGUC